AUGGCUCCUUGCAAAAAGAGAAAAAGAGAAGCACAUAAUUUAGUUAGAGAACAAGGUCAUUUCAUUUCUCAAAAAAAUUUAUCUACUAAUCUACAAGAAGUGGUGAUCGGAUUUGAUGAGCAAGAAGCAGCAGCCGUUAUACAAGAAGAACAGUUACAAGAAUCUGAGACAAGCAACAAAAGACAAAAAUAUGCUAAAAAUUCAAGAACAACAAUCUGGAGGAAAAAAAAAAAAAAGAACUCGAAAAAGAAAUAA
Messenger RNA from Racocetra persica, 255 nucleotides. The record is from the annotation of a GenBank genome assembly. NCBI's taxonomy places the organism in Eukaryota, Fungi, Glomeromycota, Glomeromycetes, Diversisporales, Gigasporaceae.